Messenger RNA from Limanda limanda (common dab), 2150 nucleotides. Its product is annotated as membrane cofactor protein-like. The coding region runs from base 97 to 1194 and encodes 365 amino acids. The record is from RefSeq and is a predicted model, not a curated record. The transcript is spliced from 13 exons. Gene Ontology annotation, biological process: negative regulation of complement activation, classical pathway. Lineage: Eukaryota; Metazoa; Chordata; Actinopteri; Pleuronectiformes; Pleuronectidae.
CCUUCUUUCACACAAGGUUCAGUUUCCUCCCACAGUCCAGUCGCAACAGCAGCUUCCGGGUUCGUCUCUCCGCGGCUCUCGUCGUCCAACCGGAAAAUGUGGCUUGUGGAGCGUUUCGUCAUGGAUCUCACAUCCGUCCGUCUCCUGCUCAUUCUUGGUCUUGUUGUUGCCGCCCAAGCUCAAAACUGUGAGAGACCUGUGCCCGGAGCCAACAUGGUCUUGAAGGACGAUUUCAUUCUCUUGGAAACGUUCCUGAAUGGCGCUGUGGCCUCUUUCAGGUGUGAUGUUGGCUACACGUCUGCAGGAGGGUCUUCAUCCGUUACUUGUGGAGACGGCAGCUGGAGUCCCGUGAAGCUGAAAUGCCAGAGAAAGAGCUGUGGCUCUGCUGGAGAAGUUGAUCACGGGAGCGUUGAUUACCCUGAAGGGAAUGAGUUUGGCGAUCGAGCUGUGGUCAGCUGCAACAGAGGUUACAAUAUGGUUGGCGGAGCUCCACGCUUUUGUGGAGACCAAGGGUGGACGGGCAGGUUGCCUACAUGUCAAGCAAUAAAUUGUGAUCCGCCACGUGAGAUUCAAAAUGGCAAUUUCCUCCCAAAAAAAGAAGACUUCUAUGGAUUUUCAGAGGUUGUACAAUACACCUGCCAAAAACCGUAUUCACGCAAAGGUUCCAAAUCAUUAACAUGUUCAGAGACUGGGGAAUUCAAGCCUGAUCCUCCAGAGUGUAUCAUUGUUAAUUGUGAAGAGCCUGUUGUUAAAAACGGUAAAUGGGUAUCGGGUUCUCGACCCCCCCAUAAACACUUGGCUAGUGUGACGUUCGAGUGCGAUACCGGAUACGACAUGGUGGGAGAGAGGACACAGACAUGUGACAUAAAUGAGAAAUGGUCACCCGGACUUCCAAAAUGCAUACAGAAAGCAGUGGCUGCCACAACUAAAGCUACUACCACCACCACCACCAGCACCACCACCACCACCACACCUUCAGGGAAACAAACGGCUGCUCCUAAAUCAACUGACGCACCUGACAGUGGAAGUGACGGCUCAGGGUGGAAGUGGGGUCUUGGAAUAUUCGGUGGCAUCUGUUGCAUCUGUUGUUGCAUCGGUGGUGGCAUCUGCUACAAGAAAAAAAAAAGCCCCAUGAGAAGUUCUCCUGACAAUGAGGCUCCAAAACAAGGAGAGGAUAUUCCACUCUCGAAGUAAGCAUUAGCGUCCUGGUGGUCCAGCUGUACGUGAUGUACUAAUGAACUGAAUGGAAGAGGGUCGCCCCUGGACGAGUGUUUGAACCUGCUUAUGGCUUUGAUUUGUAAAGACCGACAUGAUGAAAUGUCUAGAGAUCCUGAAAUCUCUGCAAAUUGCGCUGAGUCCUCAGCUGCUGCUUGUUGCUCUGGUUAGUCGACAGUAAUGUACAUAUCUGAUAAUCUUUUAACUUGCCUUACUUAUUCCUGCCCAUAAUGAAGACCAGUUCAAACGUUUUUCUUUUGUCUUAUUAUUAAUUGACAUUGUGUUUGUCAGAGAAGCUUUAUCUCCAUAUAGAUUUUAUACUUUUGCACUAAAACUCAAGAGCACAGCUCGGGCCACUGUAGCAUGAAAUGCAACAAUGGUUUGGAUUGAGAAAAAACUGAAUGUAUGCACUGCUCACCUUUUCAAAAUACAGCCGUUCAGUUUAAAUAACCUGUGUGAUGCUGAAGAAACUAUCGAAUAUAUCUGUCACUUGUUUCAAACAAAGCUUGUAACUGAAAUAGAUAUUGAUGGCACCCCUCGUAGAGGGAGGGGCUCUGAGCCGAUAAACCAGUCCUCUCAAAAAGGUGGGAUCGAGCAUCGGGCCUGUCGAAUGUGUGGUGUCGUUUAAAUGCCUUAUCCCAAACAGACCUUUUACAACUGCUUACUGUUGGCUAAUGGGGCCUAAUCAUGACUCUACUAAAUGAUGAGAUGUCAUAUAUUCGCCAGAGUCUGAACAAAUUCCCCACUACUGUGAAAAACAGGAAUGCUUCCAGUGUUUUGACGGUGGCUACAUCAAGAUGUACAGAAUGUGAUUUGUAAAGGUUUUAGCACCUGCUCAACUUUUUAUUUAUUUGUCAAAAGAGAAAUUAGUAGUUUUGUGUAAAUUUGCCAUAAAAUAUUUUGUAAACAUGAAUGAAAUAAAUGUGUUCAUGAUA